AUGGCAUACUUACCUCUUCCCCGCGUCGAGUCCCUUGUGGACGCGACCUCCUUCCAUCUUACCGUUCUUCCCUACUUAUCCCAGCUGCGAUGGCUGCCCGACAGCUUGCGCGAAGCUGGUCUUGAUGUUUAUAGCUUGCGAGCUGUUUAUCUUGCCACCAACCCCUUCGUCCUUGCGCUUGCCUUCGCUAGUGUUCUGGCCGGUUUAUUCUUCAUCGCCGCUGAGAUCAACCGAAACUACUCGCAAGUGGACCGCUUUUGGAGCAUUCUGCCCGCAGUGUACAACGUUCAUUUUGCCGUCUGGGCUCGUUUAUCCGGCAUUCAAACCCAUACUUUGGAUACAAUCGCUGUUGUCAGUGUUAUUUGGAGUGUUCGCUUGACUUUCAACUACUGGCGCAAAGGAGGAUAUUCGAUUGGCUCAGAAGAUUACCGCUGGGAGAUUGUUCGCUCCAAAGUGAACAAUGGCUUCGUCUUCAUGAUCUUCAAUCUUGGCUUCAUUGCAGUGGCUCAGUCGCUGCUGCUUCUUCUCAUCACUGCCCCGACCUACAUUUUCCUGGUCACCGCAUACAACCAGGGAGCAGAGACAUUCGGCCUUCCGGACUUGGCUUUCUCCCGCGCUAUCAUCUUCUUCAUUAUCAUUGAGUUCUUCGCCGACGGACAACAGUGGAACUUCCAGAAUGCUAAGAAGGAAUACCUGAACAACGCGCGCAUUUCCGAGGCCCACAAGGACCAAUAUUCCGCCGAAGAUCUCGACCGUGGCUUCGUUGUCAGUGGCCUCUGGUCCUGGUCCCGCCACCCCAACUUUGUCGCCGAGCAGGCCGUUUGGGUGACCCUGUACCUGUGGUCCUGCUACCGCACCCAGACUUACUACAACUGGGCCGGCCUUGGCGCUUUGGGAUAUCUCGCUAUCUUCCAGGGAAGCACCCGUCUGACUGAGAGUAUCAGUGCUGCCAAGUAUCCUGAGUACAGCGACUACCAGGCUCGUGUUGGCAGGUUUAUCCCUCGCCUGUCUGUCAAGGCUAAGAAGACAAAGGCUAGCAAGAAGAGCAAUUAA
Penicillium bovifimosum is the source of this 1053-nucleotide messenger RNA. RefSeq names its product DUF1295 domain protein. The transcript is spliced from 2 exons. The coding region runs from base 1 to 1053 and encodes 350 amino acids. Gene Ontology annotation, cellular component: membrane. The record is from RefSeq and is a predicted model, not a curated record. NCBI's taxonomy places the organism in Eukaryota, Fungi, Ascomycota, Eurotiomycetes, Eurotiales, Aspergillaceae.